Molecule: messenger RNA, 523 nt
Organism: Cladophialophora psammophila CBS 110553
Lineage: Eukaryota; Fungi; Ascomycota; Eurotiomycetes; Chaetothyriales; Herpotrichiellaceae
Exons: 1
Molecular function (GO): oxidoreductase activity, acting on NAD(P)H
Source: RefSeq, a predicted model, not a curated record
GUCCGGCUUAUCCCCCGUUGCGGUUUACUCUAGCAAACAUUUUGAUCUUGUUAAAUCACUCGGCGCCACUGCUAUUUAUGACUACAAAACUAAUUUACCCUCUAAGAUCCGUGCCGAGACGAGUAAUUCCUUAAAGUACGCCUUUAAUUGCAUCUCUUCACAGAGUAUAGCUAAGUACUGUGUCUCUGCCCUCAUAUUAGGAGCGAGCCCUAGAUUUGCUAAUCUCUUAGGUGAAAUCUCGCUACGUAAGGACGUGGUACCGUCAUUAAGCAUUACAUAUACCGCUAUAAGAGAAGAUAUAGUUUACAUCGGAACUCCGAUCGUAGCUUCUGCGCAAGACUUUACCUUUACUAAACGCUGGUUCGAAAUGAUUAAAGCGUUUCUACGUAAAGAAAAGUUAAAGACUCAUCCUCUUAAGGCCGGUCUAAAUAGCUUAGCUGGGGUCCUCGAAGAGAUGGACCUUUUAAGAAAGGGCUUAGUGUCUGGACACAAAUUAAUUUACCAUAUCUCUAAAACUACUUAG